This is a messenger RNA of Lolium perenne, 1925 nucleotides long. RefSeq names its product phosphatidylglycerophosphate phosphatase PTPMT2. The record is from RefSeq and is a predicted model, not a curated record. Gene Ontology annotation, biological process: protein dephosphorylation. Gene Ontology annotation, molecular function: phosphoprotein phosphatase activity. Lineage: Eukaryota; Viridiplantae; Streptophyta; Magnoliopsida; Poales; Poaceae.
CUUCUGCCCUCGGCCUCGAUCCAUCUGAUUCAGCAAACUCCGCCACCUGUUUUCCCCACCGCAUUCUUCUCCUGAGGUUUUGCGUUUGCCCACACUGUCCCCAUUCCUCGCGUUCUCCCACCCCCGGCCGCCACGGUCGAGCGAAGCCGCGCGCCUCUCGAUCUGCGAUUCUCCUCUUCCCGCGCCACCGCCGAUCUGCGAGGGCGCGUCUCGUCGUCUAGGGUUGCGGCCGGGAGGCGGGGAUGAGGAUCUGCGAGCUGGGGGACGGUGACGGGAGGCCGGCAGAUGGGGAGGAGCAGCAGCAGCAGCAGGAGGAGGAGGCCCCGGUGAGCGGCGAGGUCGUGCGGGUGAGGGCCAAGCGCGCGCUCGUCGGCGCCGGCGCCAGGGUGCUCUUCUACCCCACGCUCCUCUACAACGUGCUGCGCAACCAGUUCGAGGCCGAGUUCCGGUGGUGGGAUCGCGUCGACCAGUGUAUUUUGCUAGGGGCUGUUCCCUUCCCAAGUGAUGUUCCACGGUUGAAGCAGCUUGGAGUCCAGGGAGUUGUGACAUUGAAUGAGCCAUAUGAGACUCUGGUCCCAAUGUCCUUGUACCAGGCCCAUGGGAUUGAUCACCUUGUGAUUGCCACCAGAGACUACUGCUUUGCACCUUCUCUCGCGGAUAUCUGUCGAGCCAUUGAAUUUAUUCACCAUAAUGCAUCACAGGGUGGAACUACUUAUGUUCACUGUAAAGCUGGAAGAGGACGAAGCACCACUAUUGUUUUGUGCUAUUUGAUUAAAUAUAGGAACAUGACUCCUGAAGCAGCUUUGGAUCAUGUCCGAUCCAUUAGGCCCCGGGUGCUUUUGGCACCAUCACAGUGGCAGGCUGUUAUCGUAUUUAGCACUCUCUCCACUGGACGUCUUCCUGUACAGAGUUCAAACCUGUCAUGUUAUGUAGAAGACAGCAAAGCCUCCAUCCCUGAUAUAGAAAUAGAUGAUUAUUCUAUCGAGUUUGAUUAUGAAGAUGGCGGUUUACCCCUUUGUCAAGUUAUGCUACCUAUGCCAAGCAGUCCGACUGGGUGUAUUGAUGCAGUCUUCAUAACAGAAGAAGAUCUGGAGGGCUAUGAUAUGCACAUUGAUACUGCGAAGGAUGUUGUCUCGUGGGAAGUAGUAGCCAGCCGAAAGCCCAUCAUGAGGAGACUAUCCUGCCUCUUUGGGUCUUUGAAACUUACCAGCAACUGUGAACCAGCACCAAGCCGGUUUACCGAGGUUCGGGCUUGCUAGGUAGGCCUGCUCUCUUUCCACAAUUUUCUCCAUGUUGUGAGCCAAGAUACAUGAUGCAGUAGUAGAUGGGCAGUCAGCCAAAUCUGGCACCAUAGAAACAUCAAACAAGGAGGUUUCUAUAGCCAUGGCAAAUGAAAUAGAUGAUCCUAUCGAGUUUGAUUAUGAAGAUGGCGGUUUACCCCUUUGUCAAGUUAUGCUACCCAUGCCAAGCAGUCCAGCUGGGUGUAUUGAUGCAGUCUUCAUAACAGAAGAGGAUCUGGAGGGCUAUGAUAUGCACAUUGAUACUGCGAAGGAUGUUGUCUCGUGGGAAGUAGUAGCCAGCCGAAAGCCCAUCAUGAGGAGACUAUCCUGUCUCUUUGGAUCUUUGAAACUUACCAGCAACUGUGAACCAGCACCAAGCCGGUUUACUGAGGUUUCUCCAUGUUGUGAGCCAAGAUACGUGAUACUGUAGUAGAUGGGCAGUCAGCCAAAUCUGGCACCAUAGAAACAUCAAACAAGGAGGUUUCUAUAGCCAUGGCAAAUGCCCCCCGGGAAGAAGCUUUGUGUGUAUACCUGAGUGUAGAGAGAUGUGAAAUGUGCCAAUUGUUAGUUGUUUUUUACUUGAGGACACGUGGUUUCGUUUCACCAUUAUUUCUUUGGAAUAAAAGGCUGUUCAUGUUUGGGUCA